AUGCCAGGACAAAUUUUAACCAUAUCGUCUCAUGUAGUCCAUGGAUAUGUUGGUAAUAGAGGUAUGACAUUUCCUUUGCAAGUAAUGGGGUGGAACGUUGAUGCCUUGAACACCACGAAUUAUUCUAAUCAUCCAGGGUAUGGAUCUUUUUCAGGAGAAAUCGAAAAACCACAACUCAUCUUUGAUGUGUUAAAAGGUUUACAAGAUAUUGGUAAUGGGAUUGAAAAUUACGAUAUAUUGAUUACAGGAUAUUUACCCAAUUAUGAAAUCAUCACAUCAGUCAAGAAUAUGAUGGAUGAUCUUAGUGACACCAAAAAACCUGUAAUUGUCAUGGAUCCGAUCCUUGGAGAUAAUGGUAAAUUAUACUUAUCGGAAGCAGUUGUGCCUGUUUAUAAAGAGAUAUUAGCCAGUGGUAAAAUAGAUGUCAUAACUCCCAAUCAAUUUGAAUUCGAAUACUUUACAGGAGUCAAAAUAACAGAUGAAACAACUUUAAAGCAGGCUAUAACAAAGUUCAAAUCCUUAUAUAAUGUCAAACAUAUUGUUAUAUCAUCAGUAAAUUUUGAUGAUUCAAUGUACUGUGUAGGUUAUGUUGAUGACUUGAUUCUCAUACCCAUAGAAGAAAUUCCUGUCAAGUUUUUUGGAUGUGGAGACUUAUUCACGGCAUUAAUGGCACAUAACUUUGUUAAAUAUGAUUUUGAACAUGCAUUAAAAGAUUCAGUUGAAAAAUUAUCCAAAGUUCUUCAAAGGACAGUUGAGCAUGAACCUGGUGUGAAAAUUAUCAAAGAUUUGAGAAUAAUCCAACUGAAAGAUAUUUAUUUACAAUAG
Molecule: messenger RNA, 825 nt
Organism: Yamadazyma jaroonii
Lineage: Eukaryota; Fungi; Ascomycota; Pichiomycetes; Serinales; Debaryomycetaceae
Source: the annotation of a GenBank genome assembly